This is a messenger RNA of Culex pipiens pallens (northern house mosquito), 3786 nucleotides long. RefSeq lists its product as uncharacterized. Bases 94 to 708 code for a protein of 204 amino acids. The record is from RefSeq and is a predicted model, not a curated record. The transcript has 2 exons. NCBI's taxonomy places the organism in Eukaryota, Metazoa, Arthropoda, Insecta, Diptera, Culicidae.
CAGUUUUAUCAAUCAUCGUCAUACGUUUCAUCGUUCGCCCAGCCAUCGCCGGGCUGGCAAGUAACCUCCACGCGUGGGCCCAACCGGCAAACCAUGGUUUCAAUUAUGGAUAUCGACCCCACGAGACAAAUCUGUGAUAAUCGUUCAACACUAUCGCAAAGUGCUGUUAGCCAGAAAUCGAUCGAUCUGGAGAUUCCGAUCCCGCUGAAAUCGCCCACCUCGACGACCUCGCCCACCUCACCGCUGUCCACCACCGCGGCCGCGACGGACACCGAACUGGCCAAGCGGGCCAUGAAACUGGACCUGACCGAGGUGCAGGCGGCCACGGGCAGUUGUUCACAGUCGGCCACGGCCACGGAAUCGAUAGCGAGUGGCAGUGGCAUCAGCAGUGCGGCCAGCACCGCCACCACCACACAUUCCUCGACGUCGAACUCGGCGGCGACCACCACGACCGCCAUCAUCAUGAAGCACCGGAAGCUGAAGGAGCGCACGUUCAGCGACGAGCUCGGCUCGCCCAAGUCACCCGCCGCGACAGUCGAAGUCGUCGACGAUCGGAAGGCGCUGCGGGACGCGCUGUACCAGGGCAUCUUUCACCGCCACCGGCGGACGAUCUUCGCCGUCGGGAGCUUCCUGCGGAUGCUGAAGAGCCGCAACUCGUCAUACAACACGAUCCGCAGCUCGUCCGAGGGCGAGGACGACACCCGAUAAAACCGGACCGAACCCCCGUCGAGGCCAGGCCAAAGGAUGACAAAAUCACACACACACUUGUUAGACGAGAAUGCUUAACUUUUAGUAAAAUCACAUAGUGGAAUUCGUUAUCGGGUAUCGGGGUGUGAAGUAAGUGUUUUUAAGAAAGGAAAGUAAGAGAAAAUAUUGAACCGGGAUAGAAUAAACAGAAAUGCAUUAUGGUUUACACGUAGUGAAUGUAGAGGAUCACAUGGCAGGGUUAGAGCAAAAGUAUCGACUUAGAAGGUCGAGUAAAACAUAAGAAAAGAUGGCACAGUAGAUCAUCAUCAUGCGCGCCCUCCGUUGCUAGUUGAAUUAGAAGGAUUGUUGCUUAAUUACCUUGAUAAUAAACUUUAGUUCUUGACCCGCAUUAGUUAACGUUUUAUCUUCAUUCAGGUCCUGAAUUGAGAUUGGGAAAAAAGUAAGGAGUGAUGCAAAGUUAUUUCAUUCUCUAAAAAAAAAAGUUUUCAUCUGUAAGUUCGUGAAUCGUGACCUCACUUUUUCAUAUUUCUCAGUGAUACACUCAAUGACUCAAACUCAUACUUAAAAAAUACUUUAAAAAUAUUUGACGGUGACUCAAUAAAAAUACUUGUUUCAUAUGGAAAAUAUGCAUAUUCCUAAUUACAUAAAUAAACGAAUUGAAAAUAUACAAUUCACGAGUGUUUUAACUUUAAAACAAACAAUUCUGAUCCCAUACACUUUGUUAUUGCUCAUAAAACGGUAUCCAGACUCGAUUAUGCGAAGGAUAAAAUAUUUCAGAUAAUCGAACCACGAGAAAAACAAGUUUUUGCUCUGAUUUGACCCCAACACUGCUCUAAAUUUUAAUUUUUAAAUCCAAGAUGGCGAUGAAAUAUUCAGAAAAUACCAUUGGUAUCCUCACAGGCAAUAGUGGAGAAAAGCAACUCGCGACAAAAUUUUGAGGCUAGGAAUUUUGACAGGCAGGAUUUUCAUAAAGUAUUCGCCUCCUUUUCUCUCCCACAGAAAACCUGGGAAUGAGGUAGCUGUCAAACUAGGCCAAAAUGUUAAAGUCACUCACAAAAUAAACUUUGAGUGAUUUGAGUUCAUUUCUGACGUCACGAUUACUCCUCUAUAGAGGAGAAAAUCGUGACGUCAGGAAUGAACUCAAAUCACUCAAAGUUCAUUUUGUGAGUGACUUUAACAAUAGAGGAGAAAAUCGUGACGUCAGAAAUGAACUCAAAUCACUCAAAGUUCAUUUUGUGAGUGACUUUAACAUUUUGGCCUAGUUUGACAGCUACCUCGUUCCCUGGUUUUCUGUGGGAGAGAAAAGGAGGCGAAUACUUUAUGAAAACCAUACCUGUCAAAAUUCCUAGCCUCAAAAUUUUGUCGCGAGUUGCUUUUCUCCUCUAUUGUUCACACACGACCGAGAGAGUAUCUCUCAAAGUCUUUCGUUUCUCAUGCGAAAUACAUUCGCACAGAGCGCGUUUCUUUGACAUUUUAUGGGGAAAUACAGAUCACCUUCCCCAUGACUGCACUCAAAUGAUUGCUGUCACCACUCAAGCAAGAAAGAGAGAGAAUAAAAGAGAGAGCAUGAGCCUUCAUGUAGAGCGUUUGCUUGAGUGCGGUGCUCGGUUUAGUUUGUUUCAACUUCGUGUGCGAUCAAUGGCGUAUGUUUCGGAAACAUUUAUUGUCCGGUGGAAUUUUUGCUAUUCAUCUCAUCGGUAUUUUUGGCGAAAUCCUCUUUUUUCUGCAAAUGAAAUAAACAGUAUUGGAAGCUGUGACAGUGAUCAAUUCCACGGCACUAAUUUUGAUUUUUAUUCAUCUCACAUAAACUGUUGAAAAAAAACUGUCGUCAAUUAAUUUUGAGAUUAUAAUGACAACUGUCUUUUCUGCAGCUAUCACUUACAGUAGAUUUUUUGGUCAGAAUAACAGUAGAAUCAAUCAAAAAUCAUCAAAUUUUGCUAGAAUUUCCGUUAUCAGAUAUUUUUGGCAGUAAUUUGAAUAAACAAACCAGCAGAGCUUAAACCCAAAUUUAUUUACUUUCCUUCAACAGUAGAUUUUUCCAACUACUCGAACAAACCAAAAAUAUGGCCUCAUUUCAUUGAAAGCAAGCCCCUACCGUUAUAAUAAACAAAUCUGGUAUGGCCAGAAAGGAAGGAUGCACUGGGGCAUGUAAAAUUUAGUUCUGCCAACCACCAAGCAAAAGCUCAGAAGCUUCUGUUACUGCGCUCGUCGUCGGACAACUUGUUCUACAAGGCGUGCAGGAAGCCAGAUAACAUUGUCUAAUUCGGAUUUAAACCGCAACUACGAUGUCCCGUCGGUUUUUCUAUUGUGGUAAGGAGCUUGGAAUUUUUAUUUGAGAUUGUCGAAAUUUGUCGAAGAAAUUUUAUAAUUAUUCAAAUCCAAAGUAAAUACAUUUUGCUUUUUUAAGAAUAAAUCCAAAGAACUCAUUUUGCUUGCAAAUAAUGAUAAAUUAUAUCGAUUCCUUUUUGUGAAUGAUACCCAAAACCAAUCACAUGCCUUAAACAAACAUCCGACUCUAUUCGCUAGUAACGGCUUUACUGCAAAACUAUCUCUACCGAACUGUUGCUAACAAUUAUUGAGCUUAGACAGCAUCGCUUCCCAUCACUGCCCAAGCAAAUCAAUCACUUCACAACCAACCCCAGUUAGAGAGAUAGAGAGUGGCAUAAAUCAGGUAGCAGCAACAUCGUCAGUGAGGCAUAUUUUAGAGAUCCACGAUACCGAUAACAAAGGGAACACACAGUUAGAAAACACUGUAACGAAGGCUGGUUAGGAAGAAAAAAAGUAACACAUUAGUUGGACCCAAUUGUUUUUAUUGGUAACGCUAUCGAAACAACAUUUAAAACAUAAUUAAAACAGAUUUAAAAAAAAUAUAUAUUAAAAACCACCCCCUCCAGCACUUAAACAAAUCGUGCAACACAAGCGUCGUCGUCGUCGUCGUUGUUACUUUUUUAUAAUCAUUCAUUUGAUAAGAAGCAUAUGUAAAUUAGUGAAAGACAGCAUCAUCAAGGAUAAGAAAAAAAAAUAACAAAGAAGAAAACUAGUUGAAUAAUGUUUAACGCAGCCAUCAUCGUGCAAAUA